Chara braunii is the source of this 956-nucleotide messenger RNA. The record is from the annotation of a GenBank genome assembly. Lineage: Eukaryota; Viridiplantae; Streptophyta; Charophyceae; Charales; Characeae.
GUUGUGUGCCGGUUUUGCAAGUCGAUUGUAGAAGGGUCAGCGGGAUGGGGAAGGAUUUUGGGCACGGAGAUGCAGCAAUGAAAGUCAAAGCGGUGGGCGUCGUUGUUGCUAAAACUUGCAGUUCGGCAGCGGCAUUCGACGGUGAGGUUUGUUGAUAGGUUAUGGGUGUGGAUUCGGUCAUUUGCGAUGAGGUGGUUUGGCUGAGCGCGAUGUCAUCGAGUGCAGAAUGUGAGGGAGUAGACGGCAAUACGGUGACAAAAGUACAUGCAGCAAUGGAACUUGAAGCGGAUGCCAUCAAUGCAGUGACAAAAGUAGAGGUUGCAAGAGGUAAUGUUGACAGGGGAAGUGAAAUCGAGGACGUCGGCAAUGCAGUGACAGAAGUACAUGCAGCAAUGGAACUUGAAGCGGAUGUUGCCAACGCUGCGACAGAAGCAGCUGCAGGAAUGGAACUUGAAGUGGUGGCUGUUGUUGUAGUUGACAUUUGGACUUCCGUAGUGAGAUUUGAUGCGGAGGUUUUCACCUUUUUUCCAGCUGACGCAUUUUCUUGAGAAUCUGCAGAAAAGGAACGGAUGCGAAAGGAGAGUCAGAAAUCAUGGGAGGAUUUAAUUGUUUGUUUCAAUAAGUGCGAGGAGGAUAUGUGUCAAGAUAGUCAUGCGAGGAUCUCCCUGUAUACAAUGUUUUGUCUAGGUAUUGGUUGUAGGCAAAGCAAAACGAAUGUGAGCAGUGUCGUCGACUCUCGACGCAACAACGUAAAGCUGACCAUGUGCAAAGGGUGGUUGACGAAGAUCUAUGCUUGCGUGUUUGAUAGACUGACCUUGGGAUUUGUUUAUUGUAAUAGCGAACGCGGGGCGAACAGGAAACUGUCGUCUUUGCCAUGGGAAAGGGCUAGUUUGGUCUGUGACAGUCAGGAGGAUUCGGGGUAGAAGUAUUUGUUCCAAUGAAGGGAGCACGCGUCC